UUUAUCAAUGCAAUGUCAUCUCAUGGUAGAGUUUCCUGUGUGCUCUCACAGCACGUUUCUGUUUGUUUUUUUGGCUCUGUCACUGUCCCUGCCUUCUUCCACAACGACACUAGUCUCCGUCUCUUCUUUCUUUUUCUUUUACUUCCUCACACCCCCCAUCUUUUUACAUUUACCCCCAUCAUUCUUCAACCCCAAUAACAGUAUUCAAAUCAUUCAACUUUCCUCAACCUGUUCCAAAACUUGAAACUUUUGGAACUUUGCUUUAAUGGGUUUGAAGAAAAUAGUCACCUAAUCCAUUUUCUCAAUUCCUUUGUUUUUUCAACUAUUUUUUUAUGUAUAAAUAUGUGCUUUUCUUUUCUAUUAUUACACAAAACCCAAAGUAACAAAAUUUGAGACAUUUCAUGUUCUGUUUCUAUUUCUGAGAAAACAAAACUUUGAUUUUGUAUUUGUUGUUGUUGUUUUUGUUUUUGUUUUUGUGUUUUUUUUUCUUUCCUUGUGGGGUGGUAAAAAUGUCAACUUUGGAGAUGACCCAUGUUGAUUUAGAACAAGGAAAUCAUCCUAGUAGUAUUGUUGUUGGAAGUGAUGUGAGUGGUGAAGGUAGUUUAUGUUUCUCUGAUGCUGAUGAUGGUACUUCAAGCUAUUCACGUUUCUAUUCAACAAAUGGUGGUUCAUAUGAUGAUUACAGUUUUUCUUGUGUUUCUGAUCCUGAGCUUGGUGGAGGUGUUCAUGAUGAUGAUUCAGGGAGAGUUUCUUCUGUCACUGAUUGUUCUGUUGAGGUUGAAAUUAGAAUUGGGGUUCCUGAGAUUAAGGUGCAUUUGUCUAAAGUGGAGAAAGAUUGUAGGAUUUGUCACAUGGGUUUGGAGAGUGAAAGUCAUGAAUCUGGUCCUCCUAUUGAAUUGGGUUGUUCUUGUAAGGAUGAUUUAGCUGCUGCUCAUAAAAAUUGUGCUGAAACUUGGUUCAAGAUUAAGGGAAAUAGGACCUGUGAAAUUUGUCAUUCCGUUGCGCGGAAUGUUUACAGUGCAAACGAGGAAUCAGCGGAGAAUGUGAUUGACAAUAACAAUGCUAUUGCAUCAUCCACACUCUCAACAGCUGCUCCUUCAUCAGAAACUCAAAGAUUUUGGCACGGCCAUCGCUUCUUGAAUUUUCUUCUUGCUUGUAUGGUUUUCGCAUUUGUAAUAUCGUGGCUUUUCCACUUUAAUGUGCCGUCAUCGUAGUUUCAUUCAUAAUUUAAUGAACAUUUGAAGCUUAUUAGGGAGCAAACAAAUAAGCUGAGAGAGGAAAAGAAAAGAGAGAAACAAAGAAAGAAAUUCCAAUUCAAAGUCCAAUGAGAUUGUUUUUUUAAGGAAUGAAUCCUUCUACAAUUUGAGGCCUUAUUGAGUUUAUAUAGGCAUUAUUAUUCAAUCCUUCUUCAUUUAAUGUUGUGCAUUUGUCCUAGAUUAUUUAGCUUCACAAAAAUUGUCUUUCAGAAUCAAUGUAAUUUCUGGACAAGUACUCAAAUGUAUAUUAUAUUAUUUUAUUAUUA
This is a messenger RNA of Cicer arietinum (chickpea), 1522 nucleotides long. RefSeq lists its product as uncharacterized. NCBI's taxonomy places the organism in Eukaryota, Viridiplantae, Streptophyta, Magnoliopsida, Fabales, Fabaceae. The record is from RefSeq and is a predicted model, not a curated record. Gene Ontology annotation, molecular function: zinc ion binding.